UGCGUGACCCUUGCUCUGGGGGCGGGGGGUGGAUGGCGUUGUUGCAGGCAGUGGGGGCAGCAAUCUGUCUUCUGUAUCUGUCUGCUCAGCAGCAGCUUUGGGGCUGAACCUGAAUUAAUGCCCAAGACACCGUCGCAGCGGAGACGUCCCAGGAAAAGGCAGUCCUCCUGCCUGAAAGAUGACAAUAAGGAGCCAAACAGGAGGAGGUUGUCCAGAAGAAGAAGCAGCAUCAAGCCAGUGUCUUCCACGUCAAGUUCCCAAAGGCGCCACAGCAAAGAGCAUCUCCAGCCCCGUGGCUGUCAGGGGGAGGAGGUGUCCGUGCCCAACUGUGCGGCGAGGUCUCAAGCCCAGCUCCCAGCACUGACUGGGAAACUGCCGGCAGAAGCACAGGGUCCUGCGGCCAAGGUGGAUUCUGGGGGUGCCCGUGGCAGUGACCCAGCCUGCGAGGCUGUUACUGGGGAGCAGCUGCCCCGGGGGGAUGCAACCACUGGGCUGCAUGGUGCGUCUUCUGUCGCUGCGAUCCCUGAUGGCCAGACAGCACAGGAGGGGGAGGAGGCCCCUGAAAGAAGAGUGAGUACCUCCACUCCCAAGGCUGCUGGAAAUGGAGAUCCUGCCAUGCUGCAAGGAGCCUGGGCUCCUCAGGGCCUCGAAAAGGUGCUUUUCCAGGACUCUGACAGCCAGAUGACUCCAGUGAGAUCCAAAACACGCCGUUGCUCUGGGCGCCGAAGCUUUGUGGGUGGCCUCCACAAGAGCCGUAGGUCCUCCCUGGCAGAAAAAUAUUCCCUGUCCAGCAAAAGAGAGAGCAUGAUCCGGAGGUCCAUCAGCAGGGCCAUUUCAAAGAAGGCAGCAGCACGAGAAUCAUCCUCUGCCUCCAGCAGAGUGAGCUGUCAAAGCUCCUUGGAGGUUUUUGUGGAAGAAGAUGUGACCAGCAGCAUGAGACCUGGACUGGAGCUGAAUCCCCCAGGUGAAAAGACUCCUGAAGACGUCCUCAUUUCAAGCAAAAGUGUACAAGCUGCCAGCCCUCCUGCACAGCACUUGCCUCCUCCUGAGCAGCAGGCAGGGAACAGUGAAGGAAGCUGUGUAAAUCCAAACAGCGAACGCCAGAAUCAGAACCAGGAACAACCACCCUGUGCCAAGUCCCAGGAGAAUCCCUCACGUGUCUGGACCAGAAGCUAUAAACAAGCAAUGAGUGUUGUAUGGAAUGGGCAGCAGCUGGGGGGUCAAACCCUUUCCCCUUUGGAUGACAAGCACAAGAACUCAGCAAACCAGACUCCACCUUCUUCCUCUCCAGCUAGCAAGGUUGUUAGACCGUUGAAGAACUUCCUGCAGGCUGUGCAGCGAAACCAGCUGCUUAUGAGCCCAGGGCCCACGGGGCAUGGGGGUGUCAUGAAGAACUUCAUCAAACGCAAUACUCCCACCCGACCCGCUCUUAAGGGAGACUUUGUUGAGAAGGAGCGGCAGAGACUGGAAAGCCUCAGGAAGAAGCAGGAGGCUGAGGAACAGAGGAGAAAGAAAGUGGAGGAGGAAAAGAGACGGCGGCAAGCAGAAAUGAAGCAGUGAGUUGGGAUUUUUUUUUGGAAGGCACUGCAGGCUCGGGAGCGGGUGGAACAAAUGGAAGAAGAGAAGAAAAAGCGGAUGGAGCAGAAGAUUUUACAGAAUGAUGAGAAGGUUCGCCUCUCGCAAGUGCGGGAAGAGAAAGCGGCAGAGGAGCGGAGCAAAAAAAAAUUGUCGAGGAAGCCCGGGGAAGCUGAUGCGUGGAAGCAGAAAGCACCAAGUGUGGAGGAAGAUGAAUUUGAGCAGCAAGAACCACUGCAGAAAAGAAGAGAGGAUGAAAUGAAAGAAAAAGGAAAGAAAGUCUUGGAACUGAAAAAGCUUGUAGAGCAGCAACAGGUGGAACAAGUGAAGGAGAGGGGUCACAAACAGCGAGGGAAAUAGAAGGGCCCCCAGUCACCGCUGGAGUCAGCAGUGUUUACUGAAAAAAACAUAAAGGAGGAAGAUGGUCUGCAGGAGCCUCAGCAGCAGCUGGGGGAGGAGAAGAAAAUCGAGCAUGCAGAAGCAUUGACUGCUGCCUCCUGCACAUGGCUGAGCAAAACUGUAAAGAAAUCCAUCCCCACAUCCUACUUGGGGAUCCCGAAGGGCACAGAGGAAUCCAGAUCCCCCCAGGUAAACGAAAAUAACUAUGGGAUGGAUUUGAACAGCGAUGACUCCACAGAUGAUGAGAAUGAACCUCGGAAGCCUGUCCCUGCCUGGGCUGAUGGGUCUCAGCUUAAUCAAGCCAUUUUACACCAAUACUAUCACCCGGUGAACGUUGACCAACUCUUUGGGCUAAUUCCAAGCCCAAAGCUGGAGGAUAUUUUUGGCAAGAGCAAACCUCGGUACUUCAAGCGCACGAGCUCAGCAGUUUGGCAUUCACCACCUGGGGCCAAAUCUGCCUGUGGCCCAUCUUGCAACUUCAAAAACUGA
Antrostomus carolinensis (chuck-will's-widow) is the source of this 2463-nucleotide messenger RNA. RefSeq names its product inner centromere protein-like. The annotation marks the transcript as partial. Gene Ontology annotation, cellular component: meiotic spindle midzone; kinetochore; chromosome passenger complex. The record is from RefSeq and is a predicted model, not a curated record. The transcript has 17 exons. Gene Ontology annotation, biological process: mitotic cytokinesis; metaphase chromosome alignment; meiotic spindle midzone assembly. NCBI's taxonomy places the organism in Eukaryota, Metazoa, Chordata, Aves, Caprimulgiformes, Caprimulgidae.